ACAGACGAGUCCUUUUGUGUAAGAAAUCAUUUUUAAUUGAAUUGCUGUUGGGUUUUUGGAGCGGCCAACGAGUGGCCGUCUGAAUGUAUCAAGGAGUUCUGAUACAUUUUUGGUGCCUCCUGUGAGGAGCAAUUUUGAAGUGCGACCUUGCAUUCACGAACAAGCGAUCGAGGAAGUCUCGCUUGGAUUAGCAGUGCAUCAUCCAGCUGGAGUUACCGACAACGGCUCCACAGAUUUAGUUUCGUGUAACGGAGUACUGAGACUUUGCCAGAAGUGCAGCAAAAGCGGUGGUUUGUAGUCGCUUCUAGGUGACACAACAACAACUCGUGAGCCGUUUAGAAUUAACUGUUCAAUAAGCCGCUAAUCAACGUUUGCUUUGUGGCGUGAUUAGGCAGAUAUGAUUUUGUGGAAAAAACUGUACAACAUAUAUUGCGGUAUGACUUCUUUGAAUUUACGUUCUUCAGCGAAGUCAUCGAUUACGCGGAUUUUUAAUACGGUUCAUACAGAGGACUAUAGUCCAGACCAGGUCGAAAUUGAGCA
This is a messenger RNA of Rhagoletis pomonella (apple maggot), 540 nucleotides long. RefSeq lists its product as uncharacterized. Lineage: Eukaryota; Metazoa; Arthropoda; Insecta; Diptera; Tephritidae. The record is from RefSeq and is a predicted model, not a curated record.